This is a messenger RNA of Condylostylus longicornis, 2668 nucleotides long. RefSeq names its product serine-rich adhesin for platelets. The transcript has 8 exons. The coding region runs from base 107 to 2668 and encodes 853 amino acids. NCBI's taxonomy places the organism in Eukaryota, Metazoa, Arthropoda, Insecta, Diptera, Dolichopodidae. Gene Ontology annotation, biological process: regulation of synaptic transmission, cholinergic; positive regulation of voltage-gated potassium channel activity; sleep. The record is from RefSeq and is a predicted model, not a curated record.
CAAGAAUAAUUAUUUGAAGAAGAGUCUUAUUGUGAAAUAAAUAAUUUUCUUAAUUAAUUAAAUUUGAAAAAAUUUAUUUAGAUUAUUGCAAAAAUAAAAAAUAAUCAUGGGUUGUUAUUCAAAAAAUAUCAAAGUAGCAAAUGCAUUUAUUUUGCAUAUUAUAAUUUUUACAUGCCUUAUUAGAAAUGCAUCAGGAUUGCAAUGUUAUGUUUGUGACACAACCUUAAAUGAAACAUGUGGAGAUAUUCAAUCUAAUAGUAAUAUAAAACCACAGGAAUGUGACUUACUUAAACAAUCAACUAUUAAAACAUGGUUAGCUGAAUUAAAUAAUAUAGUUUUUGAUUCAACAAAAAGUAAAGUAGAUACACCAAUGCAGUGUCAAAAAGUUGUUGGCACUAAAGGAAAUGGACCAGUUACGACAUAUCGUUUUUGUCAAUUGGAAUCAAAACUUUCAAAUCCAUGUGAAAGUCUAAUGAAAUCAGCUGGAAAAAGUAAUGAAAAAAUUCAAAUUAUAUCAUGUGAUUUAUGUAAUAAUGACAAUUGUAAUAAUGCUAUAAAAUUUAAAAUCUAUCCAACACUUAUUGGUUUCUUAACAUUACAUAAUUUACAUAAAUUAGAACUACGUGCUCAGCCCAGCGGAGCUACAGUCUACCGACCCUUCAAAGUUGCUCGAAUUCAUCACGAGGGUUUAGAUUAUGAUAUACUGACAUGUUAUGUAUGUGAUGAUUGUCCAGAAAUUGGUUAUGAGCACUUAUUACAAUUAGAGAAAUGUGAAGGUACAGAUAAAAUUUUAACAACAAGUUCAACAACUUCAACAACAUUAAAACCAACAACUAUAUUAAAAACAUCAUCAACUACUAUGUCAACAAUACAUAAAACUACAGAGUUACCUAGUAGUGCAAAAACAUCAACAACUACAAUCGAUAUAACAACAUUAAAUCAAGAAAUUACAACAAUUAUAACUGAAACAAGUACAAUUUUAAAUAACGAAUCUAGUUUAGAAACAACAUUAACUACUGAUGAAACGGAAAUGGAACUCGAAACUGAAGGGGAAACUGAUGCUUCAAUAAAUACUACAAGUCCAAUUCAAAUAUCUUCUGAACAAACAACAACUGAUAUUUUUCAAAAUAGUACAGUUACUCAAAAGAAAUCCAGUAUAAAAACGAUUCAAACAACUAAUAAAAUAAGCACAGGAUCACCAAUAAAUAUGACUUCAAGUAUUUCACAAAUAAGUACAAUUUCAAUACCGAAUAAUAAAUCAACUACAGAAGAAACAAAUCAACAUACUAAUUACAUGAAUUCAUCAACUACAUUAAAUCAAACACCGACAAUUGAACAAACAAAUACUACUCCAACAACAACACAUAAUUCAAUUACUGAUGACAUAAUAAAUACUACAAUGCCAUCUACUACUGAAUUAACAAUUUUAAAUUCUUCACAAAUUAUAUCAACUACAGCAAGUUCAGUAACAGUCAAUGCUACAAAUAAUUCUUAUACUACAACUUCACCAACGAUUCUCACAAAUAUAACUGAAAAUUCAAAUUCAACAACAUUAAAUGAAAACACAACACCAAGUAUUUGGGAAACAACAAAUACAAAAACUCAAAUCAAUUCAACUAUUAGUACAAUCAAAGGUAAUACGACCCAAGUGAAUAUUACUAAAUCAACAGUAGCUUCGACAACUAUAAACAAUGAAAAGAAUCUAUCAACAACUAACACAAUUUUUCAAAAUUCCAGUAGUAAAACAUCAAAAUCAAUUUUUGAUAAAACAACUAUAACACCUAUAACAUCAAGUCAAAUUACAACAGUAAAAAUAAAUGAGAAAAACACAAGUCUCAGUAAUCAAUCGAAUUUCGAAAUAAUUUCGUCAACUGUUAACAUCAGUGGAAUAAUAUCACAUACUACCGAAAAAUUAAUGUCAACAUCUAAAAUUAUGUUUACAGAUUCUAAUAACAAAACAAUAAAUGUUACAACAUCUCAACAAUUGAAUUCAACAACGAAAUCAAUAAAUCAUAAAUUAAAUAAUUUACCAUUACCAAGUACAACAAAACAAUUGUUAAAAACAUCAAAUUCUGAAAAAGAGAAAUCAUUUACGUUAUCUCUUAAUUUUACAACAGGAAAUCUCUUUACAAAUAGAAAUUCAACUUACUUCCAUGCUAAUAGUAUAACAGAGCAAAAUUUGAAGAAUUCUUCAGGUAUAAAUAAAAGCGUUAAUGACCCAAUAAUACUAGAACAAAAUAAAAAAUUCAUUGCAAGAAAUGGUAAUAUUAUCGUAAGGCCUGAAAGAACAACAUUUUUAAUUACAAAUUUUCCAAUAACACAAGAAAACAGAUUAAAAAAUUUUAGGUCCUUUUCAAAUACACGUAUGAAAAAAAAUUUAGAAUAUGCUGUAACUGAAAUUACAAAUGGAAGUAGUACGGAAGAUUUCAAGUUAACAGUAUUUAAUGCACGUAAAAGAUUAAUAAAAGAUAAGCCGGCCUGUUAUAAAAUGCGUUAUUUUGAUAACAAUAAAACAAAAAUAAGACGUGGAUGCACUUUUUAUUCAAUUGGUUAUGCUGACACAUGUACUAGAGUUGGAAAUAAAUUACAAAAAUCAUAUGAUCAUUGUGAAUUAUGUCAAGGACAUAUUUAUGAACAAGAUAAAAGAAAAUUUAUGAGUCAACAAUAA